AUGUCGGAGCCGCCAGAGCCUCGAUCAGAAGUAGAAGCAAGCUCCGCGAGGGGCCCUGCGGGUGCGCAAGGUACGCUGCGACAGGAAGACGCCGUGUUCGCAUUGCCAGACGUCUCGCCUGCAAUGUCGUACCGCAACGAGGAUUGCGGAGAGGAGACAGCGAAUCUCGGUCUCGGGACGAUAAUAGAGGAUGUGAACGACAGGCUCGCCAGCCUGGAACGAAUGCUGGAGGAUUUCGUCAACACCCAGACCGGCCGCAGCUCGAACGGCUCUCCGUCAGUUUCUUCCGGGGGCCGGACGCUGUCGACUCCUCGCGAUAGCCAGCUGGUCUGGCGAGACCUGGAUUACGAAGGCGAUUCCUCCUUCUCUGCCCAUUCGAAGGACAUCACCCAAGUCAUCGAGACGGGGUUGAAGACUUCGCCAGAUGCCGACUCGAUCGGAGACAUUGCCGCCGUGGUUGCGACACUGAGGAGCGUCCUGAACGAGAAGCCCGCGUCCUUUGAUGCGUCCGCGCCACUCCAGAAUACCGUGAGAGACGUGGUGGACUAUCCCGAGCUGAAGGACUUGACGCUGCCUCCCAUGUCGGCGGUCCUCAGCCUCUUGAGAUAUGCGAAGACACAUCCCCUGAAGUAUCUCAACGACGUCCCGAAUCUGACUCUCCCCAAGCUCACCUCGCUCUGUCAGAAGGUCUACUUCCCGGCGGAAGAGUUUACCAUCGCCACGUUCAUCACCGUGCACGUGUGCCUCUUGAACCUGUUCAGAGAGCUGUCUCAGUCCGAACUUCGAGAUCUGGACCUGUCAGGCGCCGAGCGGGAUCGCACGGUGGCCAUCUGUCUGAAGAAUGCCGAGACUGCCAUUCGGAACUUGAGACUCUACAUGCAGCCCACGUACGAAAAUAUCGAAGCCUUGGUACAAGGGUCUACCUUGGCCAUGGACUUAUCCCAGGCAUCCUUGGCGUGGACACUGAUCACGUCGGCGACGCGAAUGGCUCUGGAUGCCGGCUACCACCGUCUGCCACCCUAUACGGUGGCGCCCGAGGCGACGGAGAAACGACGUCUCUUCUGGUUCCUGUAUUGCGUCGAACGGGGCAUGGCGCUCAACCUGGGACGCACACCCUCCAUCCCCGACUAUGACAUCCUGACCGACCGACCGAAAUUCCCGGAGGAGGUCCACGGCGUGUGGGGAUCCAUGUUCAACAGCUGGUUCGACUUUGCCAAAGUCCAGGGCGACAUCUACGAUCAACUCUACAGCGCGCAGGCGCAGAAACAGUCCACGGAGGUCAAGGCGGAGCUGGCGCGGAAGCUGGCUGCCCGCCUCCAAGUGAUCCGGAAGAGCUUCAUGUUCGACGACAGUCAGCUGGCCGACGAGCCGUUCGGCGCCUUCCUCAAGGAAGGGCUCCUCUCGAUCGAGAUCGUCCAGUAUUCCACCCUGUGCCUCGUGUACCGGAUGAUUCCACCCGCGCCAUCCGCCGGCGGAGGAGGGGCGCCCGUCGCCCAUCCACUCAAGUUCUGCGACGAGGCCAUCGAGACGGCGAGGAAAGCAUUGACGACGCACAACAAGGCGUGGACCAUCCUGCACACGCGCUCCAAGGAGGAGUGGCGUAUGUUCAUCCACUGGACGCUCCUCUGGUGUCCCUUCAUCCCGUACAUCGUGCUGGUCGGCACCGUCAUCGCGGACCGCAACGUCGACGACCUACGACUGCUCGAAAGGUGCGUCGACACCCUGCACAGCGCGGCCCAGCUGUCGGCCAGCGUGAGCAAACUCUACCGCGCGUGCCGCAUCUUCUACCAGAUCGCAAAGACCUACAUGAGCCAUCCGGCCGAGAGCCGCCCCCUUGCUGCAGCAGCGGCGCCAGACGGCCAAUACGACGCCGCGACGGCGGCGGCGCGAGCCUCUGCCGUCGUCCCGUCAAACACGUCCCCGCAGGCACAAUACACGACAUACGCACCGGACUCGGCAAGCGACAUCGAUCUUCCGGACUUCCCGCUCUCCCACGAGGAUUGGAACGGCAUGCUCGACGAAUGGGAUCUGGGGCUCGGCGCCGAAAAUGCCAGAGAAAUGUCCGCCUUCUUUGAACAGUACCUGUCCGGCAGCAACGCUGGGGCGGCCACCAGGCCCGAAUAUAUGCUACCGGGGAACAUGCCAUAG
Cladophialophora carrionii CBS 160.54 is the source of this 2148-nucleotide messenger RNA. RefSeq lists its product as uncharacterized. NCBI's taxonomy places the organism in Eukaryota, Fungi, Ascomycota, Eurotiomycetes, Chaetothyriales, Herpotrichiellaceae. Gene Ontology annotation, biological process: DNA-templated transcription. The coding region runs from base 1 to 2148 and encodes 715 amino acids. The record is from RefSeq and is a predicted model, not a curated record. The transcript is spliced from 6 exons. Gene Ontology annotation, molecular function: zinc ion binding; DNA binding.